AGUACUAGCAUCAUUCUAGACGCAUAAUGCGGAAGUAUUCGCAUCUUUAAGUGAGCUGUGAUUAAUUAGAUACUAUUAUGUAUACACUGACAUAACACCGCUCAAUCACUGUAUACAUACAUAAUUAAUACGCAAUGUAAUCUUUGUUGACCUAUAGUUGUACGCUUAUUUAAUUGUAGAGAAAAUCUUUUAGUUCUGGUAUUUGGGUAAUAAAUAUUAAAUUAUGUCUUUGUUUGCUUAUAAUGUUCGUUAAACAAUUGUAGACAUUAGUCUCGUAAUCCGAUGAUAAAAUAAAAGAUGUAGAUAUUAGCUUUAGCAGAUUAGCAUGCUACAAGUUUGAUAGUUGCAAUUUAUAUUCUAUUUAUUUACUUUAAGACUAAACUCAUGUCAAACUCAUUCUUGAAAAUAACGAUAUGUUAAAGAUCAUACUAAAAUACUCCAGAAAUCAGAAGUCAGCUGAAUACAUUAUGACCCACUCAAUACCUUAACAAGAAAAUUUAAAUAUUCAAAUGAACUCAUUCAAGAACUAUACAUAUCUCAUAUCUUAAUCUUUCAAAGACCUUUUGUACAAUAAGUAGGGAUAUUAUCUGGUUUCUACCUUCAGUAUGCUUCCUGUAACCAGCUACGAUGUGGCUUCUCCUUGCGUUCGCCUUACUCUUAGUAUUUUCAUUCGUCGUCGAAUAUUUUAAAACACCAGCUUCAUAUCCUCCUGGACCAAAACCACUGCCGUUUCUUGGGAAUUUGUUAUCCGUUGCUCUAAACUUAAGAGCUCUGAAGUAUCAUCAUUCAGUAUGGAGCCAAUGGUCUCGGCAGUAUGGAGAUGUGCUCGGUUUGAGACUAGGGUUCUUAAAAGUGGUGGUCGUGUCAGGGAAAGAUAUGAUCAAGGAAGUGUCGUCAAGGGAAGCGUUUGAAGGAAGACCAAAUGGUUUUUUCUACCUGAUGAGACAGUUUGGAAAAAAGUACGGAAUCGUUUUCAACGAUGGCGCAUCCUGGACGAACACUAGACGAGUUGUGCUAAAAUAUCUGAAGCACUUUGGUUAUAAUACACGUCUUAUGGAGAGUUACAUCAGUGAGGAAUGUAGAGCUUUAGUUAAACUGAGGUUAACUGAUGCCGGUAAACCGAUACUUGUGAAUUCUAUGUUUCACAUAACAAUCGUCAAUAUUCUAUGGAGGCUUGUCGCCGGGAAAAGAUACGACUUAGAAGAUGAGAAAUUAACGACACUAUGCAAUUUAAUCAUGCGAUUGUUUAAAGCGAGUGACAUGAGUGGCGGGAUCUUAAACUUUAUGCCUCUUAUUCGAUAUGUCGCUCCAAACCUUUCGGGGUAUAACGAGAUACAUUCCAUGCAUAAAGCUAUCUAUGACUUCUUAAGGGAAACGAUAAAGGAACAUCAGCAAAGUCUGGACGUCAACAAUCCUAGAGACGUCAUUGACGCGUUUCUUAUUGAGAAAGUUCAGUCUCCUGAUGUGUCCUUUACAGACGAAGAGCUGCAAGUUGUGUGCCUCGACUUGCUAGAAGCGGGCAUGGAGACUGUCUCCAACACGGCAGUAUUCAUGUUGCUUUAUAUAGUGCGCAAUGAUGACGUCCAGAAAAGGUUGCACGAUGAGAUCGAUGAGGUUAUAGGAUCUCAAAGGGCGCCGGCGCUUAGCGAUAGAAGCAGGAUGGUCUAUACCGAAGCGGUGUUGCUAGAGUCUCUACGCAUUUCUAGCGUAGCAUCCGUAGGCAUCCCGCACAUGGCCCUUGAAGACGCUCGACUCGGCAAUCACAUUAUACCCAAGGGCACAUUCAUUUUGCUGGCAAUGUACGAUUUGCAUCACGGCGAGCAUUGGAACGACCCCGAGACUUUCCGUCCAGAGAGGUUUAUCACCAAAGAUGGAAACCUGAUGCAAGACGAGUGGCUAUUGCCAUUCGGAACAGGGAGGAGACGAUGCAUCGGCGAAGGAUUAGCACGCUCGGAACUCUUCCUAUUUGUAACCAACAUCCUGCAGAAGUUCCGACUCAAAACACCAGAUGGCGUCACUGCACCAUCACCUGAACCUAACGAAGGUGUUUCUCUGUCAGCUAAACCAUUUCACGUAAUUUUCGAACCAAGGGCAUAAUGUCCAAAUUAUUUAGUUAGAAAAGGGGAAAGUAGUUCAUUUUCACUAAAUUUAAUAUAGCGUAGAUAUGUUACGCAAAUUAAUGUAACGGUAUUACAGAUGACAGUUUUAAUUAAAAAAUCAUUAACGAUGUGA
Trichoplusia ni (cabbage looper) is the source of this 2232-nucleotide messenger RNA. RefSeq names its product farnesoate epoxidase-like (gene P450). Bases 628 to 2097 code for a protein of 489 amino acids. Gene Ontology annotation, cellular component: cytoplasm; intracellular membrane-bounded organelle. The record is from RefSeq and is a predicted model, not a curated record. The transcript has 9 exons. Gene Ontology annotation, biological process: xenobiotic metabolic process. NCBI's taxonomy places the organism in Eukaryota, Metazoa, Arthropoda, Insecta, Lepidoptera, Noctuidae. Gene Ontology annotation, molecular function: heme binding; iron ion binding; oxidoreductase activity, acting on paired donors, with incorporation or reduction of molecular oxygen, reduced flavin or flavoprotein as one donor, and incorporation of one atom of oxygen.